UGGAAUCUUGUAUCCUUGUUCUCCAACCUUUCCCUGUUCGUGCUGAUGCCUUUUGCCUAUUUUUUCUUGGAAUCUGAAGGAUUUGCUGGAUCAAAGAAGGGCAUUAAAGCACGAAUCCUGGAAACAUUGGUUAUGCUUAUUCUUCUUGGUCUACUUAUUUUGGGAAUAGUCUGGGUAGCAUCUGCUUUGAUUGAUAACGAUGCUGCCAGUAUGGAAUCUUUGUAUGAUCUUUGGGAAUUUUAUCUUCCUUAUUUAUAUUCCUGCAUUUCGUUAAUGGGAGGUUUAUUACUUCUAUUGUGUACACCAGUGGGUCUAUCCAGAAUGUUCACAGUAAUGGGACAGUUGCUAGUGAAGCCUACAAUCCUGGAAGACUUGGAUGAACAAAUCCACUGCAUAAUUCUGCAGGAAGAAGCGCUUAUAAGGAGGUUAAAUGCUAUCAGUUCUCCCCGAGUUCAAGAGGCACUGGGUGUGGCGGGAUCAAAAACACUUACUUGAUCAAAGACAUUUAAUUUUCAUUACCUAUUCAAUGAAGAUGAAAGGUUGUUGUACUUUAUGCCAGUUACAGUGUUAGGAGUGAACUAAUUGGUGUCGAUCUGCCAGUUGCCUGGGGGUGUCAGCAAUCUAACCACUUGGAUGCUUUUCUUUGAGCAACUGAAUCUGUGCCUCAGAACUGGGCAGAUAACAAAAUUAAACUGUUAAGUGAUUUUAAAUGAACUGUGCAGUGGUUUUGAUUGUGAGCAUUAAAUAUCUGAACAAGCCCA
Molecule: messenger RNA, 761 nt
Organism: Rhincodon typus (whale shark)
Lineage: Eukaryota; Metazoa; Chordata; Chondrichthyes; Orectolobiformes; Rhincodontidae
Product: limb region 1 protein homolog
Exons: 6
Coding region: 46-495 (149 amino acids)
Biological process (GO): signal transduction
Molecular function (GO): transmembrane signaling receptor activity
Source: RefSeq, a predicted model, not a curated record